AUGGAUGCAUCUCAAAGUUCUUCGGUGCCAGUCAAGGCGGCAGCGGCGUCGUUAGCUCCACGAUCACCUGUUAACCGCCCAAAACCUAUCAACAAGAAAAAGAAAUCUUCUUUAUCUCCUCUCGAAAGACAAAGGUUCUAUCUACCGGGGAAAUCCGUGCCAUCAGAUGAAUUGCCUAAGAGCCGGAGCCGAAACAAUCUUCUAACAUGGCAGGAAUUCGUCAUGGACGGCUUCGGGCCGACGAUGUCAUUGGCCUCACUAGUUAGCUGGCAGGACAUGCUUUGCUAUUCUCCACCGCCCCAAGGUCUCGAUGGUCCUGGCACUCCACCAGAAAUUCGAGACGCCCUUGUUGCAAAGAAACAGAAAAAUACUCAGGGCCGAUUUAUUAAGGGUAUUCAAUUGAUCACCCCAAACAAAAACGGGAAAUCUCCAAGAAGACAAAUAGAAGGUGACCCUAGUCGGCAAUCUUCUCCACCCCGUAGAAAUACUAGCAAACCGUGGAUGGUAUCUUUUGGGAAAGCUUCCACAUUUGGUGCGGAACAGAACCAGAGUCCCGGAAACUCCAAACGAAGAUUCAGUAUUCAGUCAAAACCUUUGAGUGAUUGGGCCUCGAGAGCGAAAAAGUUCUUGCAUCUGAAAAGACCGUCUUUGAAAAAGGGCAAAGGUUCCGUGAUGUCUUCCCCAACACGAGAUCGUGAAUAUCGUUCUUCGUCGUCAGGUUCGGUCUCGCCCAACCCUAAUCGUCGCUUACUCGCAAGAGAGAAUGCACCUACGAAAAUAACCGUCAAGAGACCGAGCCUUCGAUCCGACCCGAUCUCUCCGGUUUCUAGCGCGAGCGUUAGUACGGCAUCCAUUGCGCAGCCUGUUUCUGGUUGGACCUUCCUUGCACCUCCUGGGCAGUCUUCCAGUCUUGAGAGCAGUGUGCCGACGCCAGCAGUAUCUCUACAGCCCCCCGUACAGUUUAUUAUGGGUGGAGCGAUUCCUCCGGGACAGUCAAUCCCACCCAUAAACCCGCUGCUUCGCCAUCAUAGCGUAACUGCAAACCGGAGUGAAGUUGAAGAUCCAGGUGCUGGGAAUAAUUUGUUGGAACCGCGGAUGAGCGUGGCUGACUCUACUAAGUCACAUGAAACUCUUUGGCGACGAAGCGUAAGCUCACCAAGUAUCUCUAGCUCUUAUACUUCGCUCUCAAUGCCUAGUGGCGGCUCAAGACAAUCUUCUAUCUGGGAUUACAGGGGAUCAAUAGUCUCAAUUCCCCGAGGCUCUGUUGUGUCUGUCAGUGAUGCUAAACGGACUCUCCGCGCAAAUUUGACGGGUAACCUUACACACGAUUCGAGAAGCCGGGAAGGAACGGUCCGAAAACGGGUUAGUGAUACGCCGACUCACACUCAUGUGCAUAGCAUGUUUUGCCCAAGUGGUCACCUUGCACCAUUCCAUAUGGAGUCUUCGACCCCUGAUAUCCCUAAACUGGAGACUGAAUUAACACCCGAGCCGGAGCCGGGGCAGCAAUCACCUCUGUCCCGUAGAGCUACUAUUGGCGGAAGGAGACCUUCCAUUGUUAAAAAGGAUCAUCUAGAAAUAUAUAGUCAUCCUUACUUCGAAGUUGCGCCAAAUGAACGACAUAGGAGUCUGAGCAGUGUGACGUUUGGGAGCCGACCUGAACACGUACAAAGGCAUUCGACCAUGGAUAGCGUGGGGAGUUUUAGAACUGCUCUCGAUGGUACUGAAGACUCUACUGCUGAUGUUUCUUUUUCUUCUUUUUGA
Molecule: messenger RNA, 1761 nt
Organism: Orbilia oligospora ATCC 24927
Lineage: Eukaryota; Fungi; Ascomycota; Orbiliomycetes; Orbiliales; Orbiliaceae
Exons: 2
Coding region: 1-1761 (586 amino acids)
Source: RefSeq, a predicted model, not a curated record